AUAACACUCCAAAUUAAACAAAGAUGAGAGAAGAAAGUGGUUCAAAUGAGAAAGAGAGAAUGAAAGGGAAAAUUGUAGCCUUUGCUCCAAGCAGCUCACAUGAUUAUGAUGAUGAUGAUGAUGAUGAUGAUACACAUAAUAAAGUGUCUUCUUUUCUUCAAUUCUCUACUACUUCUCCCCCAAAGAUUGCUGAUGAUGGGAUGUUGAGAGGCACAGAAAACCCAUGGGCCAGAGAUGGUGAUUGGACAAGAAUUGAGUUGGAGAAGAGAUGGGCUUUGAUCAAAGCUUGGGAAGAGAAUGAGAAAGCCAAAGCUGAUAAUAAAGCGCAUAAAGAGUUAUGUGCAGUUGCAGCAUGGGAGAGCUCUAAGAAGGCCUCUCUGGAGGUUAAGCUUAAGAAAAUCGAGUUUAGUAUUACCAUUCAACGAACAAGAGGGGAGCCACUCUCGGGUCAAACGAAGCCUCGUAAGGACCCUAAAUUGGAGAAGUGCCAUAACAUGAAACCACACUCCGGUGUCAAAAAUUACUCAGCUGAAGAAAAGAAAGAAUAAAACUUUUUUUGCGGGACGGAGAAAGCAUAGUAUAAGAAGAAUACGAGAAGAGGAAGGGGGAAUAUGAGGAGAAAAUGAAGAACAAAGCAGCAGAGAUUCACAUGGAAGCAGAAGAGAGAAGGGCACAGGAGCGGGGGCAGUGUAGCACGGUCCUAAAGUAUCACUUUCGUACAAUAAUGUGUUAAUCAUGGG
Molecule: messenger RNA, 740 nt
Organism: Cuscuta campestris
Lineage: Eukaryota; Viridiplantae; Streptophyta; Magnoliopsida; Solanales; Convolvulaceae
Source: the annotation of a GenBank genome assembly